Messenger RNA from Glycine soja, 1334 nucleotides. RefSeq names its product glucan endo-1,3-beta-glucosidase 12-like. Bases 678 to 1034 code for a protein of 118 amino acids. NCBI's taxonomy places the organism in Eukaryota, Viridiplantae, Streptophyta, Magnoliopsida, Fabales, Fabaceae. The record is from RefSeq and is a predicted model, not a curated record. The transcript is spliced from 3 exons.
UAACAAUUAAUAAUUGUAUGAAUAAAACUGUGCUGUAACCCCUUUUUUUUUCAUAAAUAUUGUGAAGGCUAAAAAAUGUUCAAUUCAUUAAGUUGAAUAUUGAGCUGCAAGUAAGGAGACUACAGAUUUUGGUAAAUGAGAUACAGCAGAACAUGAGGACCACCAACGAACUAAGAUUUUUUUUCCCAUAGAAAAAGGCAAAAAGAAAAAAAAAAGUGAUAAAAAACAGAAGAGUGUGGGGGAAAGUAAGGGAGAAAAAAGUGAAGUGAGAUAAAUAAUCAUUUUGUCAUUGAGAGGGAAAAAAGGUGAAUCGUUUGUUGAGUUGGAAGAACAUCUGACAGCAGAGAAAGUUAAGAAUAUUAGUCUGUGUGUUUUUCUUUCCGUGAUUGUGGAGCACGUGACAAAGUGUAACCGCUGAAAUUAGAAGCGACGUCAGAAAUAACAAAUAAGCUUUUGCUAUGUUACAACUCAGUUUUUUCUGUCAAUGAUGGUAUUUUAUAUUCUCAAGGGAGCGCCCCACUUUCAAUGUGAUGCUGCAUGAUCCACUUGCAAGAGAAUAACAUAAAAUUCCUUCUUAGCCGUUUGAAAGAGACCCAUAACUUCCUUUCCUUUUCUUUGGUUAUACACUCUUUAGUCUUAAUCAAUCAGCGAAGCCUCUCUUAUUUUUUUCUCCAAAAAUGGCAACAUUCAUGCUGAAGUUGGUGCUUCCUCUACUUUUCCUGUCCAUGAUUCCUCCAAAAACAGCGUAUGCGGAGUUUGAGCAAUGGUGUGUAGCAGAUGAGCAGACCACGGAUUCUGAGUUGCAGGCAGCCUUGGAUUGGGCUUGUGGGAAAGGGGGUGCAGAUUGUAGCAAAAUCCAAGUAAACCAACCAUGCUAUUUACCAAACACAUUGAAAGGCCAUGCUUCUUAUGCCUUCAACAGCUACUAUCAGAAGUUCAAGCACAGUGGAGGUUCUUGCUACUUCAGAGGUGCUUCCAUAACAACAGAAGUGGAUCCUAGUUAUGGUUCUUGCCACUAUGACUUCAUUCCCUGAUGAAAACCGUGAAUGAAGACUUAAAAUAACUGCAGCAAAAACUAUAGUUCGUGCCUUUGUGUGUUUGUGUCACAAACUCCCAAUCAAGCAAUUUUUUUGUGGACUUUUUCUUGUAUUAUUGAUAGUGCUGAAAUCUUACAUUGCACUUGAUCUCAGUCGAAGGCUGGAAAGUCAUAAAACCUUUUUAUCUUGUCUAGCAAACUAGUUAUCUUACAAAACUAAAUUAAGUUUUUCCAACAUUAAUGUUGGUGUAGUACAAUUGAACUCAGUUUUCUAACAAGGUAUUAUGUGUUUGUCUAA